This is a messenger RNA of Chara braunii, 595 nucleotides long. NCBI's taxonomy places the organism in Eukaryota, Viridiplantae, Streptophyta, Charophyceae, Charales, Characeae. The record is from the annotation of a GenBank genome assembly.
CAACGAGGCCCCAGUUUUGUAUAGCUCCCAGCCUGCACAAGUACUUUCAUGGACGGUCCUCGCAGGAACCCAUGGACCCUGGAAACUGCAGCAGGAUAGCGACCGAAUCAAGGCCAACUCAAGAGGGGGCACAGCGCGGCCGGGACCGCUGCGCCCCGCCCGCGCAGUCAGACCGAGCAGCGGCGAGCGGCGACUUGCGGCGGAGCAGCGCGAUGGUGAACCGAGCAGCGGCGAGUGGCGAUUUGCGGCGGAGCAGCGCGAUGGUGAACCAAGCGGUGCUGGACAGCAACAAGCGGCGGUGCGGUGUGGUGCUGGGGGGAGUGGCUUCGGGGUGGUGUGAGGUGGUGGUGGAGAAGUUUUGGGGUGAAGGGGAUGAUGGGAAGGAUGGCGAUAAGGGUGAUGCAUCGUGCGUAGAGGAUGAGGCUACUGCGAAGAGGCUGCUUGUGAAGGGCUGCGAAGGGUAUGGGAUGCCAGCAUAAUCAUCAAAGCUACGAAGGGCGGGGUGUCACGUUUUUAACGAAAGAGGUGGCUUUAGGUUUUCAAUUCUAAUUUGAUCCAAGAACUGCGGACUCAUGAAUGAAUUCAAAAUUUUCUA